Molecule: messenger RNA, 947 nt
Organism: Branchiostoma belcheri (Belcher's lancelet)
Lineage: Eukaryota; Metazoa; Chordata; Leptocardii; Amphioxiformes; Branchiostomatidae
Product: sulfotransferase 1A1-like
Exons: 7
Coding region: 102-947 (281 amino acids)
Biological process (GO): sulfation
Cellular component (GO): cytoplasm
Molecular function (GO): sulfotransferase activity
Source: RefSeq, a predicted model, not a curated record
GGUUAGUUACGAACGUGGCGUGACGAGGCAAAUUUCACUGUAUAUAAUAACUAGCACCAAGAAGAGAGACCAGUCUGCACCGGCGUCCAGUACCAACCACCAUGACUGACAACAUUACACCUGUCACCUUCGGUCCGACUUUCCACUUCAAAGGCGUGAGGUUCUUCCCACUAGCCGACCGUCGGGCGGUGGAACUAGUAGAGUCAUUUGAAGUGAGAGACGACGACAUCUUCAUAUCAGCUUACAUAAAGUCAGGCACAACAUGGGUACAGCAGAUCGUGUCUCUACUGUCCACUGAGGGCGAUCUGAGCGAAGUGAACAAGAUCCCGAUCUUUGUCCGCGUACCAUGGCUGGAAACAAUGGACCAGUCCGGAUCCGGGGAGCCGAUGCCCAAGGUGCUGAGGGACGCCCCCUCCCCCCGCCUGAUGAAGACCCACAUGCCGUAUCACAUGUUACCUGAGCAGGCAAGGGAGGGCAAGGGGAAGAUCAUUUACUGUGCAAGGAAUGUGAAAGACGUGGUGGUGUCUUGGCACAAGAUGAGGGAAGGCAUGGAUCUUCCAGGUGGAACGUUUGACGAAAACUUCCAAGAAUUCAUCAAUCCUGAGCAAGCUGCUUACGGUUUCUGGUGGGACGUGGUUCCGGAGUACUGGCGUCACAAGGAUGACAAAAACAUGCUCUUCCUCAAGUUUGAAGCGGAACCAAAGGAGUGGGCCUCAUGUGACCUGCGAGGCAACGUGGUGAAGAUCGCAAACUUCCUGGGCAAGACUCCGUCAGACCAGCGCAUUGAUGAGGUGGUUUCCUACUGUACCUUCUCUGCUAUGAGGGACAACGAUGCUACAAACUUUGUUCGGGAUAAAGCGUUCAAAGGCCGAAGGAAAGAAGGGUUUGAGUUCAUGCGAAAAGACCACCUGUCAGCGACUAACCAGAUCCGUGACAUUGUCUCCUGA